Molecule: messenger RNA, 789 nt
Organism: Acyrthosiphon pisum (pea aphid)
Lineage: Eukaryota; Metazoa; Arthropoda; Insecta; Hemiptera; Aphididae
Product: histone H1-like
Exons: 1
Coding region: 78-713 (211 amino acids)
Biological process (GO): nucleosome assembly; negative regulation of DNA recombination; chromosome condensation
Cellular component (GO): nucleosome; nucleus
Molecular function (GO): structural constituent of chromatin; nucleosomal DNA binding; double-stranded DNA binding
Source: RefSeq, a predicted model, not a curated record
ACCGGUCACGACACAUCAACGAGGUUCUAAAAGCGCUGCAGUCUACCUUUCAAACUACAUAAUUUCUUCAAACAGUCAUGGCUUCAACGGCAACAGUUCCAGCUGCAUCAUCGGUAGCACCGAUCGCCGCGUCGACGCCGAAAAAGACGAAAACCCCGACAGCAAAGUCGGCCGUCGCCGCUCCUGCUCAUCCGUCCACCGCCGUUAUGGUAAUCGCGGCCGUCAAGGAGUUGAACGAGAAAAAAGGUUCGUCGCUGCCGGCCAUCAAGAAAUACAUGUCUACCAACUACAAAGUGGACUCCACCAAGUUGGCCCCGUUCAUACGCAAAUUUCUGAAAGCCGCCGUCGUCAAGGGCACGUUGCUGCAGACCAACGGUACCGGCGCCAUGGGUCACUUCAAACUUCCCGUCGAAGUAAAGAAGAAACCUGCGACCGUCAAGAAGCCAAGCGCCGCUGUCGUCAAGCGGGUGGUCGCUGCUAAGAAACCAACCGCCAAGUCGUCGUCCAGUGGAACUCCAAAGAAGAGGAAAGUGGCCGCGAAAAAAGCGCCCGCGGCCGCCGAGCCUGCUGCCAAGAAGCCGAAAGCAGUAACCGCCGCCAAGCCUAAGAAAUCGUUGGUCAAGGCGAAAAAGGUCGUCGCGGCACCAAAACCACCAAAGGCAAAAAAAGUGGCGACGGCUGUGAAAAAAACUAAGACUCCGAAGAAGAAGUAAACGUAAAAGUGCCGCAAAAAUGAUAUAACCCCAAAUGAUAGAUUGACGCUCGAACCCUUAAAAUGGUCCUUUUCAG